Clonostachys byssicola is the source of this 939-nucleotide messenger RNA. The record is from the annotation of a GenBank genome assembly. NCBI's taxonomy places the organism in Eukaryota, Fungi, Ascomycota, Sordariomycetes, Hypocreales, Bionectriaceae.
AUGGAUAGAACAUCUCCUAUGCCAAGCAGUGAUGGUUGGGUCCCACCGCCGGACUCACGCGCUUAUGUUCUACGUCCAGUCUAUAUCACCGCGAUGACAAUUUCCAGUGUACUUGUCUGUGCACGGUUGGCAGUGAGAGGAUUUAUGGUCAAAGCUCUGGGACUGGACGAUCUCAUUGCCGCUAUUACACUUCCAGAACCUGACAAAGCCACAGGCGUUGCAAAUGGGCAAGGGACGUACAUGUCGGAAGUUCCACCCGAUAGGCUGGCGACGUUCUUUUCGUUAAUUGCCACCAUAACACUAUUAUUUAUCAUUGUGCUGUGCCUCGUGCGGCUUUCGAAUCUUGCGUUUUUCCUUCGCAUGAGUAAAGACAAGUUACUAACAUCCGGGAAAGAAUGGUUCCUGCGCGGAGUCUAUGCUGUCGCAUUCUUAGUGCUUUCUAUGACUCUGAUCCUAGUUGUGUACAUCCUGACGGAGUGUAAAAACGUCAAAGACCUUUGGAACCUCACGAACCCAGAUAGGCAAUGCUCGUCCCCGGCGAACGAGCACACAGUUAUGCUAUUCCACACGGGAAUGGGCAUCUUUGUUGACGUGUGCAUGCUAGUACUGCCUAUUUCUGUUGUUUACCGGAAGAUGAAGUUCUCACCUAAGACAGUCCGUGUCAUUCUUAUAUUCUGUGUCGGUCUAGUCUCUGUUAUCGCAGGGAUUGUCAGGCUUACCUUCAUUCUGGGUAAUUAUGUGGAUGUUACUUGGAGUUUUGGCGUGGGGUCUCUUUGGGGUGUUAUUGAGGCGCACCUUGGGCUUUGGACAGCGUGCUUCCCUGCUCUACAGCCGCUCUUCCGCCUUUGUGGAGAGAAGGCCUCUAGCACUUGGGGCUCCGGGAGCAGAAAAUCGAGCAAGGGCUCUCAGAAAGGUCUCGUCAGUUCUCAAGGAGUAUAG